GUACCUGGACCAAGGUGUGGCAGUUGCAUUGGUUCUGCCAUGUCACAUUUGUUUUCUUUUGGGGUCCAUAUGGCUCACCUGUGGCUGCUGGUGGUCAUGACCUGGGGUCUCCUGGUUUGGGGAUGGGAUCAGGAAGGUGAAACAUCACUUUCUGUAGAACUGAAACCCGAGACUGGGGUGUUGGAUGAUGACAAUGACGGCGAAGGGACUUUACCUGAUCCUGAGGAACCCCAUCUGGGAAAGGGAAGUUGGGCAACAAGCAGAACUCAGGAGGACUCUGUCGAACCCUCCCCAAGGGUAUGUAAGAGCGCCACUGAUCCAAGUCAAGUUGAUUCCACCCCGAGCCCAUUGCCUCGCUCAGGCGUUACACCCAGGGCACCCGCGUCAAGGUGUCGCACACCGCCACCCCUGCAAACGCCACCAAGGGCUCAACGUGAGUGCAAAGUGGAGUCAGUUUGCCAUUUAGGGGUAGAUUGGUUUAAUUGGUAUUGUGACUAUUUUGGAAAAAUGUCUCCUAAAAUUUUGAACAUCCCUGAUUUAAUUUCAGACUGUACCGUGGCCCCCGAAGAACAACUGCUUUGUGGCCAUUUCGGAAUUUUACCCGUUGACUGCGAGGCCAUGGGAUGCUGUGUGAAUCCAACUUUGCAUACAUGCUUCUAUCCAAUGGAUGAGUGCACGGUAGAUCUCCAUUUUGUUUUCAUUAUCCGGUCCACAUACGGAUCCAUGCCUGUUGACCCCACCCAUCUUGUGAUUCCCGGAACAAAGUGCAAACCCGCUGUGGUGAAUUCCAACUUUGCCAUCUUUAAGUUUAAAGUAACCGAGUGUGGAACGCAUAUGUAUGAAAUUGGAUUGACAAGGUUCUACCUGGCUGAGGUCCAGACACUAGUCCAAGCUCUCAGGCUCAAGUAUGGCAUCAUCACAAGAACUGAUCCAUUAAGGUUCCUGGUGGAGUGUCGCUACGGAUUGGCUGCCCGUGACCAGCAGCCGUUGGCCAGCGUCGGCUUCAUGGUGAAGAUCCCAAGUCGCAAUGUGCCGACGUCCAUCUACUCUGAUGGUUUAUACGGUGUUCAAUUGAGGAUCGCGACAGAUAAGACCUUUUCUACUUUCCUGCCUUCUUUCCCUAAAUUGCGCUACAUCCUUGGCAAACCUGUGUAUUUGCAGCUGAGACUGUUUUCUCCCAAACCCAAAGCGACCAUUCUGGUCAAGUACUGUCUGGCGUUCCCUCGCUCAGCAAAAAAUGCCCUGGUGCUCGUUUACGAAGGGUGUGCCAAUCCUUAUGAUCCAAGUGUGGCUAUUCUGCAAGUGAGUGAUUUGCCCCAAAAUCGCCAUCAGAGAAAUUUUGAGGUCAAGGCAUUCCAAUUUAUGGAUGUUAAGACUAAGAGGUACCUCGAUGAGCAAAUCCACUUUAUGUGCUCUUCUGAGGUUUGCUGGUCAGAUGAGAAACUUUGCGAAGAGCGCUGCUUUGAUGGAAAAGUGAGAUUGUAAAUAUUGCAGGAUGGUGUUAGAGUAAAAAUAUUUUAAUGUUACUUUUUUUGCAGGAAUCUUAAGGACUCGUAGCCUAUGGACGAAAACCUACUUUUUAUUGUACAUUAAAUAAAGCUGCCAAAUGUA
This is a messenger RNA of Syngnathus typhle (broad-nosed pipefish), 1611 nucleotides long. Its product is annotated as zona pellucida sperm-binding protein 1-like. The record is from RefSeq and is a predicted model, not a curated record. Bases 40 to 1485 code for a protein of 481 amino acids. The transcript is spliced from 7 exons. Gene Ontology annotation, cellular component: egg coat. Gene Ontology annotation, molecular function: acrosin binding; structural constituent of egg coat. Gene Ontology annotation, biological process: prevention of polyspermy; binding of sperm to zona pellucida. NCBI's taxonomy places the organism in Eukaryota, Metazoa, Chordata, Actinopteri, Syngnathiformes, Syngnathidae.